UUCAUUCUCAGGGAAAUAAUGGACUAAACUCAUGCUUUUAAAAAAUCAAAUGAGUGACCGGAUUUCUUCUAAAUGUCCACUUCUCUACUGAGAGAGAACAAAACCAGAGCCACCAUAAAACCAACAGGCAAAAACAAUCCAAAACAAUCUACCUUUCCGGGUGGCCGUGAGAGACCGAUUCAAAUACUGAACAAAACUAAACACAUACUGGACCUGAUUCUUGCGUUCUUGUGAGCCUGAGUCAUGAGUUGGAUGUUCCUCAGAGACCUCCUAAGUGGAGUAAAUAAAUACUCAACUGGGAUUGGGCGCAUUUGGCUGGCUGUUGUGUUCAUCUUUCGUUUGCUGGUCUACAUCGUGGCAGCAGAGCAUGUGUGGAAGGAUGAAGACAAGGAGUUUGAGUGCAACACUCGACAACCUGGUUGUGAAAAUGUGUGUUUUGAUUACUUCUUCCCCAUCUCCCAGGUCAGACUUUGGGCCUUACAGCUGAUUAUGGUGUCCACACCUUCUCUCCUGGUGGUCCUACAUGUAGCCUAUCGUGAGAGUAGAGAGAAAAGGCUCAGAAGGAAACUCUAUGUUAGCCCAGGCACCAUGGAUGGAGGUCUAUGGUACACAUACCUGAUCAGCCUCAUUGUGAAAACUGGAUUUGAAAUUGGCUUCCUUGUUUUAUUUUGUAAGUUAUAUGGUGGUUUUAGUGUUUCCCACAUUAUGAAGUGUGAUUUGAAGCCCUGUCCCAACACUGUGGACUGCUUCAUCUCCAAACCCACUGAGAAAACAAUCUUCAUCUUCUUCUUAGUCAUUGCCUCGGGCUUGUGCAUUGUGUUAAAUUUCGCUGAGUUGUGUUUUUUGGUUCUCAAGUACUUUUUCAAGUGCAGUCUCCAAAAGCAUUCUAAAAGGCUCAAGUGCUCAGAAUAUCAGAGCCAUCAUCUCAGAUCUGUUGAAUGUGGUGUCAUGGGGGCCCCUCCCCAACUUUAUAACCAUCAUUUAGACUUGGCUAUAGGUAUACCCCAGCAACCUGAAGCAAAGUUACUUUUUGACACACAAGAGAAUUAAACAAAGAAAUCUUGCAUCCUUUCUAAGUGAGAUUUUAACUGGCUUGGAAAACUUGGGGUGUGUUAAUAUUAUUUGGGAGAAAUUUAAAAUUAAAAAAAUAUCUCUCAUUAGUGAAUGCUACAGAGGACUCCUUGUUUUAUUGUAGGGUUCUUUUUGGACAAACAAGUUGUGUUUUUACUAGAUAGUUACAAAUUAAUCUAAAGAAAUGGAACUAACAGCCAGAUGCUGGUAGCUCAUAUCUGUAUAGCUCAUACCUAGCCAUUUAGGAGGCGGAGAUCUGAUAAUCUAGGUUCAAAGCCAA
Messenger RNA from Dipodomys ordii (Ord's kangaroo rat), 1351 nucleotides. It is a transcript of the gene Gjb7, whose product is annotated as gap junction protein, beta 7, 25kDa. Lineage: Eukaryota; Metazoa; Chordata; Mammalia; Rodentia; Heteromyidae. Gene Ontology annotation, biological process: cell communication. The record is from RefSeq and is a predicted model, not a curated record. Gene Ontology annotation, cellular component: connexin complex. Bases 244 to 1050 code for a protein of 268 amino acids. The transcript is spliced from 3 exons.